UUUCGGUAAUAAAAUGGCAGCUCCCAUGAACGGUCGCGGGAUUUCCCUUACUUGUGCAAUAACGACGUAGAGCUGUAGAGGCGUACGUGGCUGCAAAAUCAGCUCAACUUUCAAGUAGAAAGAAGUAGCAGCACUGCAGUAAAUUUUUGAAACAGCAGAGAUUUAAGAUGGUGUCUAUGGGUCCGUUGAUCCAAUGGUGCAGUAAUGAGUUAUCAAUUCUCCUUGGUGCGGAUGCAACUGAAGACUUUGCAAAAUAUCUCCUGUCCAUAGAUGACCCCAAGGACCUUGAGGAUUACCUUCAGGGGUUACUUGAUGUCAAUGACCCCAAGGCUAGCAGGUUCAUUCAAGAACUGCUACAGAAGAAACAAGGAACAGCGUUACCAGAAAAUAUCACUGUCUACAAGAAGCCUACUGAAGACAGAGACCAUGUAUCUAAACCCAGCAAGUCACAAAGCAGGUCAAAGUUCAAAGAGAAAAAGACAGGUGGAUUCUCCAAAGUUAAUCUGUCGACUGUCAACUCCGAACCUCGCAUGCCAGGAGAUCCUCUUCCAGCCUCUGCAACCCCUGUGUCCCAGCAACUGACCGAGGACCAGGCUAACAAACAAGGUGCCAAACGAAAACAGAAGUACGUGGCUCUGUACAGCAAGGAAGGGGAGGCACGGAGCGUUAUACAUCUCACUGGAAGACACUGGUGCGAGUGUCAAGCUCAGAAACACAGCCUCGUGGCAAACUGUCUGAAAUGUGGCCGGGUAGUCUGCAGUCAAGAGGGCUCUGGUCCCUGCCUCUUCUGUGGUUCAAUGGUUUGCACAAAGGCAGAGCAAGAAGUCCUGGCUCGUAAUUCCAAUGCAAGCAAGAAACUGUUCCAGAAGUUGAUGGGUGAAGGGAAGCACGGAGCUGGGGGUGGGCCGACCUCUAAUGGGGAUGUCUCUUUACCUUAUGCCUCUUCUAAAAAGCAAUCAGGACUAGAGAAGGCUCUUCAACAUAAGGACAAACUCAUGGAGUAUGACCAGUCUAGCGCCCGGCGCACGCAAGUCAUUGAUGAUGAAUCUGACUAUUUCUCCACUGACUCCAACAAGUGGCUCACCAAAGACGAUCGGGAGAAACUCCGUAAGCGCAGAGAUGAACUCCGAGAACUCAAGCAUGGCUCACGCCUUAAGAAAACAUUUACUCUGGACUUUGCCGGUCGAAAAGUCGUUGAGGACUCUGGAAAGAUUGAUAUGUAUGACGGUAAAGAUGAGGUUGUACAAGCUGUGAACUAUGGCAAGACUGGCCAAAAGGUCAAGAGUCAAAAAGGAACUGUAGGAGACAUUGACAUCAUCAAUCCAAAUAUAGUUCAAGAUGCACCACACUUUGUCCAGAGUGAGAAGGAUAGGUUUAGGAUACAAACAUCACAUCAGAAAUCAGAGAAACUCUCACAGGCGGCAAAAGGGACGUUACGGAUCCAGGAUCGAGAAUUAAUGGAGAUGUCUGAUGAGGGAUUCUGUCUAAGUAUGCAUCAACCUUGGGCAUCACUUCUUAUAUCUGGAAUCAAAACGCAUGAAGGUAGGACGUGGUACUCGUCUCAUAGAGGCAGGUUAUGGAUCUCAGCCGCAUCACAUCAACCAACUCCUGAAGAAAUCUCUGAAGUAGAAAAGUUUCACCGAUUAUCACACAGUGAUGAGGACAUUCAUUUCCCCGAGGAGUACCCAGUAGCUUGUCUUCUUGGCUGUGUAGACAUGAGGGACUGUCUCUCACAAGAACAAUACCAAGAACAGUAUUCCCAUGGCGACAGCUCAUCACCUUAUGUCUUUAUAUGUGAAAAUCCACAAGAACUGGUGGUGAGAUUCCCGUUAAAAGGAAAACAUAAAAUAUGGAAGCUUGAUGGUCAGAUCUUGAAGGCAGCAAAGAAAGGUUUAAGACGACCCAAGGAUCAUUGACAAAGACCAUCUGCCCCCCCCCCCUUUCGCCUUACCAAUUAGCCACAUCCUCCAACGUGCAAUACAGAAGUUGUUUGGGGUAUAUUGCCAUUAUUAACCAACUAUUAAUCACAUCUUAAGAACCAUGUCUUAUGAGACAAUGUGCACAUCACUGCUCUCAAGCAAUCUCAAAGAAGUGGUGUUUAUGUUUCAAUGUCCAGAUAAGUGGCAAGGAGAUCUUUAUCUUAAUUAAAUACCAUAAAGGAGGAAACGUUUUUCAAAGAUUAUUUCUUGGUACGGCGAACGUUUUGAGCCACAAAAGCCAUGGGCUAAUGGAGGCCAUCCUGAAACUGAAACCCUGGGAUAGAAUGAAGAAACUUUUUGAAAAUGUCUGUAAGUUGUGCUAGCGAAGUGUUCCUUUUACAUACAGUGCAGUUGGUUGCCUUCAAGUUGCCUGUAAACAUUGCCUUAUUUGUUAAUCACUGGGUGAUGACCAAUACGUCUGUAAAACAGCGGAGGCUUUAUGCUCCUAAAGUCAGGAUUUUUCUCAGUCUUUCAUAAACAAGCGCAACUUCAAAAACAAAAGUACACAUUGACACCCAUCUUAAACAACUUUUCAAUAACAAUGUUAAAAUUUAUCAAAGUACAUUUUAAUUAAAUGAACAAAUAUUUAAAGAAAUGGUUGAUAUGGCUGCUAAAAAGAAAUUACAAAUUUGGAGAAAUACCAAAAACAAAAAACCCACACUUUGCACAGUAAUUUUCUGAAACAGUAUAAAAUAAAUCAGCUGUUGAUUGUAAAGAAUAUAUUUAUUUUGGACAUAAAUGUUGUCAGUUCAUGUAAAAUCCUUUGAUUUUUGAAUGUUAAACAAACUCUACAAUAUGUUGUUCUUUUAGAGAUCAUUGAUGUAGCAAACUUCAAAGUUUAUCAAAACAGUAUUUUGCACAAGAUUUUAUGAUGUUUAAAAUAAUGCAGUUUAGCAACAAGACUUUCAUGUCGACAAAAUUCCCAAAUGAACCAUAUGCAUUGAUGCCAUCUUAGAGGUCAGGCAAUGAUGACAGAACAAAUUGCACAUGUAUGCGCUGCGCAUAGGAUUGGCCAAUCAGCAACCUUCUUUUGACCAUCAGCCGAGGGCACACUUCUCAAGUGACAUAAUUUUUUUAAUUUGCAUAAAGGUCUAUUGAUUUUUAUUUCAGAGGAGAAAAUGGGUUUUAUAAGUUACCCUCAAACUUGACUUUUGAUUCAAGGAAAUUAGCAAGUUUUACUUUUUGUUGUACAUUGGUACUUGUAUGGAUGAUGGGUACUGCAUAAUGCUCAUUCUUACGAUUAUGCCAUUUAGUUUCUUUUUUCCAUAAUUUAUUUUAAGGUGCACAAAGAAUUAAAUGUUUACGGUGCUAAGAAGGCGAAAGGUUUAUUGCUAGAAACAAAAAAGUAUUAAAAUAAUGAUACAGUAUAUU
This is a messenger RNA of Asterias rubens (European starfish), 3350 nucleotides long. Its product is annotated as activating signal cointegrator 1-like. Gene Ontology annotation, cellular component: nucleus. Gene Ontology annotation, molecular function: transcription coactivator activity; zinc ion binding. Gene Ontology annotation, biological process: positive regulation of DNA-templated transcription. Bases 168 to 1916 code for a protein of 582 amino acids. The transcript is spliced from 12 exons. The record is from RefSeq and is a predicted model, not a curated record. Lineage: Eukaryota; Metazoa; Echinodermata; Asteroidea; Forcipulatida; Asteriidae.